This is a messenger RNA of Solanum pennellii, 870 nucleotides long. Its product is annotated as 60S ribosomal protein L13a-4. NCBI's taxonomy places the organism in Eukaryota, Viridiplantae, Streptophyta, Magnoliopsida, Solanales, Solanaceae. Gene Ontology annotation, molecular function: structural constituent of ribosome; mRNA binding. The record is from RefSeq and is a predicted model, not a curated record. The transcript has 4 exons. Gene Ontology annotation, cellular component: ribosome; cytosolic large ribosomal subunit. The coding region runs from base 80 to 700 and encodes 206 amino acids. Gene Ontology annotation, biological process: negative regulation of translation; translation.
GGAAAAACGACUGCUGAAAAAACCCUAGCAGCAGCUCAAUUCGACAGAGCUCUAGAGAGAGAGAGAGUAGAGAGAGAAAAUGGUGUCAGGUUCAGGGAUCUCAGCAAAGAGGAUAGUGGUGGACGCUCGCCACCAUAUGCUGGGAAGAUUAUCUUCGAUUUUAGCUAAAGAAUUGCUUAAUGGACAGAGAGUAGUGGUUGUUAGGUGUGAGGAGAUUUGCUUAUCCGGUGGACUUGUUCGUCAGAAAAUGAAGUACCUUAGGUUCCUUCGUAAGAGGAUGAACACGAAGCCUUCUCAUGGUCCAAUCCAUUUUCGUGCUCCUUCGAAAAUCCUCUGGCGUACCAUUCGUGGGAUGAUUCCCCACAAAACUAAGCGUGGAGCUGCUGCACUUGCCCGUUUGAAGGUUUAUGAGGGUGUUCCACCCCCAUAUGACAAGAUCAAGAGGAUGGUCAUUCCCGAUGCACUCAAGGUAUUGAGGCUCCGUGCUGGACAUAAAUACUGUCUCUUGGGCAAGCUUUCAUCAGAGGUCGGAUGGAACCAUUAUGACACUAUCAGGGAUCUCGAGAACAAGAGAAAGGAGAGAGCUCAAGUAACAUACGAGAGGAGAAAGCAGUUAGCAAAGCUUAGGAUCAAGGCCGAGAAAGCUGCUGAGGAGAAGCUUGGUCCUCAACUCGCGGUUAUUGCUCCAAUCAAGUACUGAAGUUGAAAUAUAGUUUGUUUUGAAGUACAAUUUUGAUGUUUUGACAUUAGUUUGUUCCUUGUUAGGGGAUGCACUUUGCAUUUUUAGCAAUAUUUUCCUCAUUACAUCAUUCUCUUCCCUGAUUUUUUUCGUGUUUUUUUUGCUAUUAACAUAUGGAAAGUUUUUGUUAA